GUCAAACUUGUUGCUCUCGACCUCCACAGCUACAAUUUUUAGGCUCAUAUCUUCGCUCGAAUGGCUGACAACGUCUACGAAGCUUGCGCAGAUGUUCUAUCUCUCUUCCAAUCAAUGCAAGAUGACUUGGCCGCCAUCCUCGACCCCGAAACAGGAUUUGCGCCUCAGCUAAGAGCAAUCUGUCGGAAUCUAAUAGCGGAGUACGAGGAGCAGACUCCCGAGCCCUCAGCUGGCAGUACAGUGGACUUCUUGCGGUUAGAGGAGAAUACGUGGGGAUUGCUGCAAGCUGUCAUGCCCGCCCGAAAGACAGAAUAUCCCCCAUUUGACUCUGCACGCGAUUUGCUGCGCGAAAAUCCCUACACGCCGACGUCGACGGUCGCACAGGCUAUCAUGAACGCUUCACCACUCCUUUCUGAACUAAUUGUCAUACGCGAAUGGCUACAAGAGACUGCGCCGGCACCACAACAUCCUGAAGCCACUACCGGGUACUGGACAUUCACGAAGCACAAUGUGGUUCAAGCCACUCGAACUGCUGCCGGGGGUAGAAGCGGUCUUGUUAAGGAGAUGGAUCCAGAUGCUGUCAAUCGAGGAGACGGAAGAGCUUUGGCCUCGGAUGAUGCGAACUUUGAAAAAAAUCUCACUCAAACGCUGUACUCAUUUGUUCGAGCAGGGCGGUUGGAAGAGGCCAUUGAGUUGUGUCGAAAAGCGCACCAACCGUGGAGAGCGGCUAGUAUACGUGGCUCGCGACUGUUUCAGUGGCGUCUACUAUCGCAUGAAACAGCUGGUGAUGAGUCUGAUGACGAUGACCCUGAUAUGUGGGUAGGAAAUCGCAAUCGCAGGUUGUGGAAAACGACAUGUACAAGAGCUGCCCUCAACACCAACUUGCCGGAACACGAAAGGGUACUCUAUGCCGCUCUUGCGCCUUCGCCACAGACGUUCAGUGUACUGAAAUCAGCGUGUCGCACAUGGGAGGAUUAUCUAUGGGCGCAUGUCAGUAUUAUGUGUGAGGAGAAGGAGUCGAUGGAGAUGAACAAAAUCGGUGGAUGUUUUUGGGAGGGUGGGAAGGCUGCGGUAGAGAAAGGUGUUACAUGGAUUGCCGAAGACAAGCAGGAAGAGGAGGAGGAGGAGUGGCAGAAGGAGGUUUUUCAGGUGCUGGAAGGUCUGCGAACUGUUCCUGUGGAAGAUGGACCCAAUGCGGACCAUCCCUUACAUUUCUCCCAGCUGCACAUAAUACUUGAUCGGACUAGCGUGCUUUUGACUACUUUCUCUGAUGGUCUAACACAAGGCUUGUACCAGAGAUCGUCUUUGGAAUAUGCACCAAUGUGCCGAUUUUUCGCUCAUCUCUGUCUCUUCUUGCAAAUGAUCGAAAUUGCUGUCCCGCCUGCUGCUGUACAGACAAUUUUGGAGGCAUACCUCCAGGUUCUUGAGGCUGCCGGCCAAAGAGAUCUCAUCGCGAUGUACGCGGGUGCUUUGGGAGAGAACGCUAUCAACAGAUAUGCAGUCUUCCUCGUCUCACUGGAGCUGACUGCAGAUCCUGCUGAGAGACGGCAAGCCUUGGCACGGGCCCGGGAACACGGACUCGAUGUGGAUCGAGUAGCGGUUGCUACCGCUGAGCAGACUAUCGUCAAGGCCUUCGAUCUUCUACCUCCUCUAAAGGGAUCACUACCUUCGCUCGCUACUUUGCAGACAUCGCCCACUGAUGCGGAGCUGCUAUUGCUGAGGUCGAUUGAGUGGACAACGUUCAUGGAAUCGACAUAUGAUACAGCUCUGGAGCAAGCGAACGUGAUCCUACGUUAUUUCUUGGCGUCCGGAAGAGUACAAGUUGCACAACAGCUCCUUGGGAUGUUGCCCUUGGAUUUGGCAUCAAUCAAUGAACCGGAGGAGCAAGCCACGGAGUACAUGUACUACCGGCAGUUCUUUGUGAUAUGGGAGGCGCUGGAGAGGGUAGUCGAGAUCCAAGCUAUGGAGGUGUUGCAAAUGAGUAAGGAGACGAGAAAUGAUUGGCUGGAGGAUUACAAGUCGUCGAUCAACCAAGCAAAGUUUCUCAUUGUGAAGCUAUUAACUUCCGAAUGGCUUGUGUCAGAAACCGAUCCGUCGAACGCAGACCAACGGACGAAGGAUCUCGUACGGAUUCGCCAGAUAUAUAUUCCUGAGCUGAUCAUACGACUGCAUUAUCUGUUAUUCAAUUCACGGCAGUUUUUCCCUGAGAAUAUGAAACAAACGCUGGAGCUCGUCAACAUUGUUGCUGAUUCACGAUACAAGCUGUACAGUGACUUCGCUAAUGACGAUGGGCGGCGGUUGGGCGACUAUUUGGCCGCGGUACGGCAAGGUGUACUGGGUGGACUAGAGGGUGGGGGUUCGGAUCCAUUUAUGGUAUUGACGAUCUGACAGUUCGGCUCUUAUACACCUUCUAUGAUCCAAUGCAGAUUCUGUGGCUGACAGUCCACCGCCGCUCUUUCCGAAGAAUGAGGAAACGUAACUGUCUUGAGAAAUCGUCUGGACAGGUGCUAUACCGGUCUCCCCCGAUAUCUAUUCAAAUCCUUC
Messenger RNA from Desarmillaria tabescens, 2544 nucleotides. Its product is annotated as nuclear pore protein 84/107. Gene Ontology annotation, biological process: post-transcriptional tethering of RNA polymerase II gene DNA at nuclear periphery; protein import into nucleus; mRNA export from nucleus. Gene Ontology annotation, cellular component: nuclear pore outer ring; nuclear pore. Lineage: Eukaryota; Fungi; Basidiomycota; Agaricomycetes; Agaricales; Physalacriaceae. The transcript has 12 exons. The record is from RefSeq and is a predicted model, not a curated record. The coding region runs from base 61 to 2388 and encodes 775 amino acids. Gene Ontology annotation, molecular function: structural constituent of nuclear pore.